AUUUAACUUAAGUUUACGAUUUAGAGAGUAUAAUAUCAAAAUCUCAUUCUCUACGAGAUCUGAAAUAAAAACGAAGAACCGGCGAAAUGUUGUUCUACUCAUUCUUCAAGUCUCUUGUGGGUAAAGAUGUGGUAGUCGAACUAAAAAAUGAUCUCAGCAUAUGCGGUACAUUGCAUUCUGUAGACCAGUUUCUCAACAUCAAACUAACAGAUAUCAGUGUCACAGACCCGGAUAAAUACCCCCACAUGCUGUCAGUGAAGAACUGUUUCAUCCGUGGGUCAGUUGUUCGUUACGUCCAGUUGCCACCAGAUGAGUGCGACACACAGUUGCUGCAAGAUGCUGCGAGGAAAGAGGCAGCUCAGAACAAGACGAGAUGAUGGGUGUGUGAAGAUCGCAAGCUUAAAUCUAUCAGUGCCUCAUUGGGACUUUUGUCAAAACUUUGAAUAAAACGAGCCAUGCUCGGGGAAAACAGUGUUUAAUGCAUGUGAAUAAAGCAGUUUCAAAUUAGCCUGUGUAGUCUGCACAGGCUUAUCACGGACAACACUUUGGGCUUUUAUUACAUUUUUCCUUACAAGGAAUGGGACGAUUGAACUUUACCGGUACGCAACACUUAACAUCAAACAGCGUACCCUAACCCUUAACACCUUACGCAUAACAACUAACGCAACACCUUAUAAUCUUUUUUAUCCUAUAUAUUUCCUUAGUAUCGGGGGCUACCUCCCUCAAACCCCAACUUUGUCGAUAGUGGUAAACAACUGCGUACCGGUAAAGUUCAAUCUAGCCCAAGGAAUCCUGCGAAAAUACUGUGUAGGCGGAAAGUGUAAUACUUGAUUAGCCUGUUCAGACUGCACAGGCUUAUCUGGGAAGACACUUAAAGCACAUGCAUUAAACCCCAUUUUCCCAGAUCUCUGAUUUAAAUUCAUCUGUGCCCCAAUGGCUCUGUUGUAGAAACUUCGAAUAAUAUUUAUCGUUGUUAGAAGAGUGAAAAAAUAUUGCCUAAGAUUCUUGUCUGAAGAUUUGCUAAACAAAAUAUAGGGCUGAGAUUUAACCCUUUCAGUGCGGGAACCGAAUUUUGAAGGCCUUUCCAAACAGUUUGGAUCCAGAUGAGACGCCACAGAAUGUGGCGUCUCAUCUGGAUCCAAACUGUUUGCUAUUCUGAUAGUAUUCUUUGAAAAAAAUCGAAGAAAAUGCUAAUUUUAGAAAUUCAGCAGACAACAUUUUAGCAGAAGACAAAUUUCCCAGCAUGCAAAGGGUUAACAAAAAAUACCUGUAAGAGGUGCUUGGAGGAUGAUAAAAAUGUCUGACAGCUACGUGGUUGGAAAAAUGUCUGACAGCUACGUGGUUGGAAAAAUGUCUGACAGCUACGUGGUUGGAAAAAUGUCUGACAGCUACGUGGUUGGAAAAAUGUCUGACAGCUACGUGGUUGGAAAAAUCUCUCUGUUCUGAGAAUUCCUUUUAAACUGUACUAGACUUUGAAUGUAUCUAUAAGAAUAAUAGAACAAGUGAAGUACCUAUAUGGAAUCCUGCAUUCAGAAUGUGCUCCAUAACUUUAUUUCUUUAGUACAAAUUAUGUUAUGUAAAUAAAGAAUGCUACUGUAUGCUACUCUAUAAAAUCAACAAAAGCCAAUAAAAAACACAUUGGGUGUGUUUAUUUGAGAGAGAAUUGACAUAUGAAAAAUGGAAAUUAAAGGGUGGGACAUAUUUGUAAAGGGUGGAGCAUUAAAAUGAAGAGGACCCUGUCAUUCUGCAUUAUAAAUUCCUCAUUUUAUACUAUCUAUGAGAAAAUAUGCUGGCAAGAUUGACAUUUUUAGCAGAUUAAUUUUCUCCAAGAAUAAUAAAAAUAUUUGUGUGAAUUUGUGUUACAGAUUCUGUGCGUAAUUGAAGUUAAAAUCAUUAACUUACAUGAUAUAUUACCAUGGUAUGUUAAGUUUCAUUUUAAAUGAUGGAAUGUUUAAUCUAUGUCAUGUAUUUUAUUAUAUUUUAUUCAAAAAUCAUUGUAAUAUAUAGUGCUGCAACAAUACGCCAAAAACCAAAUUGCAAUAUAUUGUCAGUUCAAAAACCCGUAUUGCAAUAUAUCGCAAUAUAUUGCUAACUUGUACCAAAAUUAUAACUUGCCAAUUACCCGAUAAUCCCGUAUAUUCCAGUUUUAAAGCAAAUUAUGGUAUAUAUUUACUAUAAAUGUGCUCAAGAAUAACAAGAAACACAAACAUUCGCAAAUUUUCUUAAGUAUCAAAUACAUUUUGGCAUUCGUUACUAUUAAAAGAUGUGAUGAAAUAACGUCCAACUGGGGCGUUUUUUUCCACUGAACACGCGUAAUUCACCUGACGUGAUGUUCCCGUUUUUAUACAACACAAAAUACAACCAUACUUUCCAUGCGACCUUCUACAUGUCUGUAUAAUUUUCGCGCGCUUUUUAUUGAGACAAAGGAUAAAGCACCUUUUUUUGACGCUAGAUUUUUUUAUUGUCGCAUUAGCAUUAAAAUUUGGAAGCAUAUUUCCGAAAUUUGGAUUACAAAUUUAAUAAUGCUCAAUUCAGAAUCGAAGGAAACAUUUACAGCUGUGCGCAAUUAAUUCAAAGAUAAUCUGUUCAAAAGCAUCAAACGAUUGCUCCGAUGUAACAACGCUACUCUGUAUAAUACUCUUUCAGAAUGCUAUUUUUACGAAAAAAAAUAUUUACACUGCUUUGUUUUGUUUACCUUGUUAUCAUUAUUUCGGAUGGCUUUUCUGGACGAAAUGUGAAUGAAUUUUUGUAAAAUUUUCGUACCGGUAUGAUGAAAAUCGUAUCGCAAUACAAUAUGCGGAUUGCGUAUUGCGAUAUAUACCGAUAAACCGGUAUAUUGUUGCAGCACUAGUAACAUAUGAAGCAUGGGCUUAAUAAUAAAGUUAAACAAACUAAAAAACACAAUGACAAGGGUAGUUUUGGUCAGUGAAAUGAAAGCCUAAAAUUUCCAAAUUAACACCCCCCCCCCCAAAAAAAAAAUUUUUUAUUUUUUAUAUUGCAUCAUUUAGUAAUCAUCUUUACCAGGUUGAUGAGUUGUACCUCAUUAAAUAUGUUAAAUACACUUGAUGAGGGCCCUUGCCCACGUCCCAAAAUUGUGAACAAACACUGCUUGUUACUGUAUGGUUCCUUUCAAAAAGUUGGGUAUUUUGCUUUCAAGUGGAAUUUUAUUUUUUGAAUUGCUUUCCUUAAGUAUGUUACUGUGAAACUUUGUUUUUAAUUUGUAUGUUACACCUACAAAUAGCUUUACACAAGUUUAAAAACAAGCUGAUAAAAUGUUUAAGUGUUAUAUUUUUUGUUAUAACUUAAUUACGAAAAAAAAAACAUUUGUAUAUUGAUUUGCUUAUUUUGUAUACAUAUAUUUAAAGAUAUUAAAAAGUUCUUGAACACAAAA
Molecule: messenger RNA, 3391 nt
Organism: Dreissena polymorpha
Lineage: Eukaryota; Metazoa; Mollusca; Bivalvia; Myida; Dreissenidae
Product: U6 snRNA-associated Sm-like protein LSm2
Exons: 4
Coding region: 87-377 (96 amino acids)
Biological process (GO): mRNA splicing, via spliceosome
Cellular component (GO): catalytic step 2 spliceosome; U4/U6 x U5 tri-snRNP complex; P-body
Molecular function (GO): RNA binding
Source: RefSeq, a predicted model, not a curated record